Molecule: messenger RNA, 1268 nt
Organism: Mya arenaria
Lineage: Eukaryota; Metazoa; Mollusca; Bivalvia; Myida; Myidae
Exons: 1
Coding region: 139-1122 (327 amino acids)
Source: RefSeq, a predicted model, not a curated record
AAGGAUUAUUCGCGAUUUAAAAAGUAUUGCAAUGUGUUUGUUUGCUCAAGACAUGUGUAACUGAGUCGCAGAUAAUAUAUUGGUUUUGCCGAUCGUCUAUUAUCAGUGUUUGAAGUAUUGUGGAAAUUGACAUUUGAGAUGGCGGAAAUGGACAAAGGAACUUCCGGUAAGGCAAAUAAGACAAGUAAACAAAAAGGAAGAAGUAAGAAAUCAACUUCUAAGCAGGCUACGGACAAUACAGGUAUGGACAAUGAAUUGACUUGCUCUAAAUGUGAAGCAGUUUUUGUAGAUAUUGAUGACAAACUUUUGGAGUGCGAGAGAUGCGACAAGUGGUUUUGUAUACAGUGUGCGGGCAUGGAGCCUAGCGUGUAUUCCGUUAUGGUAGCAAAUAAGAAUUUACAUUGGUUCUGUCAUGAGUGUGAAAAGCCAGCAUUAACAGCGGUUAAGAGUGACAAAGAGAUCGAGGAGAAAUGUGCAGCGUACAUGAGCAGCUUAACCGCAAAAAUUGACUGUAUUGAAGAGAAAGUCGAAGGGAAGGCAGAUAAAAGUGUCGUCAAAAAUUUACAGGAACGGGUAGUGCAACUGGAAAAGAAAGGAACGGACAAUACUAGUGCUAUACAGCAAAAUUCAGUGAGUGAGACAAUCUAUGAACAGAGAGAAAGAGAAUUUCGUGCGCGAAACCUAGUUAUCCAGAACCUUCCAGAGUCUAGUGCAGAGGAACCUGAAGAGAGAAAUAAAGAGGAUAUGGGAUCAGUGGGUGAAUUGUUAAAGAUUAUUGGCAUAACAGAAGAGGCAGUUGUGGAGAAGUGUAUGAGAAUUGGUAAGAAAGAGGAUGAUAAGACUCGUAUAACAAAGAUUAUUGUGAACAGUGUAGAAACAAAGAAGGCCAUUCUAAAAGAUGCCAAACGUUUGAAAAAUGAGACCAUAUACAAAGAAGUCUUCAUUGGACCCGACCUCACAAAGAUGGAAAGGGAAGAACAAUUCAACUUAAGGAAGGAACUGCGUGACAGGAAAGGAAAUGGAGAGAAGGAUAUUUUUAUCAGGGGAGGCAAAAUUGUCCAGGCCAAAGACAAGGCACUGCGCUUCAAGGGUGGGGCGUCAGGAUCAGCAGGUGAGCGAUAAACGUAAGAAUGCAUCCAGUGUAAAUAGUUUUAAACGAAAAGGACUUAAGUUUUUAACAAGCAAUGUGGAUGUUAUCACAACAAAGAUGCCAGACAUAGAGAGAUAUGUUGAUGAGCACGAACCAGACAUUAUAACUUUGACAGAAG